GCAGAGCACAUAAGAGACGGGGUAUCUGGUCCGACAGCUUCAGUUUAUUAUCGUCGCGUCUUAAAUAAGUAACAUUAAAAAUAAUAAAAAAUAAUAGAGCACUCAGUACUCACCGGUAGACGAUCAUCCCCUGAAGAAGUUGUGGUGCAAAAAUGCUGAAGUCUGCCAUCAGAUUUGACUGAUCGAAUCACCAAAACCAUCACCUGGACGAACAUCCGGAGGAAAUAACCCGGAUAAAUAGUUCCCCAGCUGUUGAAUAAUGGAAUUAACCGGUGAAAGUUCUUAAUAGGGUGCCAUGACACCCGGAGGAUCAAUCAGUCUGAAAUCCACGAAUAAAUCUGAAGGAAUAAAUCAUCAAUCGAGUUAUUAAUUGAAUAUUGAUAUAAAUUGAAGAUGCCGGCGUGUUCAAGUGAGAAUAUGCCCCGAUAUUACCGAUCUCCUUCAUCUUCGAGGUGCAGUAGUGCAUCCCCAGUGCUUCCCAACUCUCCCCUGUCGACUUCUCCUAAAUCAUCGCACCCCAUGACCCUGAGCCCGUCGACCUCCACCAGCAGUUCGAUCUCCACUUGGUCAAACUCCUCGCAGACUCGACCCUCUCGCAGUCCCCAGGAUGAUCCGUGCACCAGGAAAUCUCAAUCCUCUCCUCGAGACGUCAGAUCAGUCCUGAGAGUGUGUCACCUCCUGUCCCCGAGAAGGCUCAUCUCCUGGUACUUUAGCAUUCUCCUGAGUAUCAUGAACACCAUCUACGAGGCACUCCUCUUCACCAUUCGUGCACCAGCGCUCUGGGCGUCAGCUUGGCUCUGCCUCGUCGUGGUGAUUCUCCAGCUGCCGCUGACAAUUAUCAAGUGGUUACUCAUGCUCCUCCAUACACCGGCGUCAGAGCUCACCCGGAGGAAACGAUGUGUCCUGAUCAGUGGUGGUAGCACAGUCCAGGCUGUCCACCUCGCACGUAAUUUUCACAAAGCUGGUGCCCGAGUGAUCAUCUGCGAGGUGGAGGGCCUCUUCAGUCUAGCUAGAUUCUCCACUGCCUGUUCGAAAUUCUACACAAUCCCGAAACCAGGACCAGGCAGCGCUGCUGAUUACGUCAACGCCCUGAAAACAAUCGUCGAGAGAGAGAGGGCAGUGUACUACAUCCCAGUGUCAGCCGCCAAUGCAGCGUACUACGACGCCCUGGCAAAGCCCCACCUGGAGCUAGCAGGUUGCGAGUGUUUCGUACCAGGUGCAUCAGAAGUCACGGCCCUGGACGAUCCCCUGGAGCUUCUACGGAGGUGUCGCCUCCUCGGAUUGACUACACCAGUGCACUUUGUCCUGAGAUCCACAGAGGACAUCGCUGCCCUCUACGAGACCGGCGCUCUGAGGUCGAGCAGGCACGUGAUGCUGGCAGCAGGUCCAUCCGGGAUGAGAGACCGUGCGAAGGUCCACCUGCCACUGAAUCCCGAAGAAUUCAGGGGGAUGCGACAGGAAAUAAGCGAGAGACGGCCCUGGGUGAUCAUUCGUAAUCCUGGUGGUCCUCACUUCAUCACCUGCACAACCGUCAAGGACUCCAGAGUCGUGGCAAAUGUCACCUGUCGAGUCGACGAGGACAAGGGACUCAUUCCCGAGGUCCGGGGCGAUGUCGCCCAGUGGCUCGACAGAUUCUUCGCCCGAUCAUUCAGCAGCCGGAUCAACGGGCACCUGAGCUUUCGCCUCGUUAUCACCGGUGACGAGGUCAUCACCAUCGGCUGCAGAGUUGGUGUUGGUAUGCCCUACGUCUGCCUCACCAGUGUACAUCCCAGGCUCGUCUGGAGGCCCUGCAGGCACUUCUCCAGGCAGAAUUCAGGACCUCUUCUCGUUGGGGAGGAGUACCAGGGCAGGGGCGCGUUCCCCAGUGCCAUCAAGCAGGCGUCAACACUGAAAAUCAAUCCUCAUCGGUGCCCCAUUGACAAGAGGGAGGCCCUCUUCGUGUACUGGGAUCCACUACCCUAUUGUGUCUACUAUCAUCUUCAGCUACCUCUUCUCAGGAUUGCUGGAGCUUUUCGAGAACGUGCCCAGCAUAAUCCUCCGUUGGCUGUUGUCGUACAGUAGUUUUUGGGCUUGAGGGAAAACCAAUGCUCGAUCAUUACCUCCAGGAAGACCUCCAGGUUCAUCGCGGGUUCAAAUGAUAGAAAUAAACGAGAGGUGGAGGUGCGAAUCCAUUGAUUUUUUUUUCUGGAAUCGGAGGCAUCAUCACGUGAAUUACCUGGAGAAGGACCAGGUGAAUUACCAAGGGAAUCACCAGUGGAAUCGCCAGGGAAAUUACCAGGAGCAUCACCAGGAGCAUCACCAGGAGCAUCACCAGGAGCAUCACCAGGAGCAUCACCAGGAGUACCUGCGGAAAGGCCAGGAAUACCUGCAGAAUCACCCGGUGAAUUACCAGUGCACCAACGACUUUUCAUUGAUUAUAUUUAAUCAUCAUUCUGGACUCCUUGAAAUUAUAUUAGUUAAGCUGAAUGUCGACCUGAACCUCUGGAGACACUCGUCCGGAUAAUGCGAUGUGAGUGAAUGUCUUGGGUCAUGCGUGUCAUUAUUAUCGCGUAUUUAAACCGAUGGAUUUGCCUCUUAUUUUUAUUUUUUAAACAGUUGUUUAUUAUUUUAUGCUGAUCAGCUGCAAGUGUGGGGAGUACUUGGGGUUUUGAUGAUAUUACUAAAUUAGAGACUGAAAGAGAUGUGGACUGAGUGGAAAAUAUUUCAUUGUUUUAUCGGGUAAACGCUGAUAUUGGGGCUGCGAGUCAAAGUGCUAAGAGAAGACUUCAUGACGAGAUCAAUUAUCGAUUACUGUAUGAUCAUAUUGUACAAAUUAUUUUUUUAAGGAUUAUUGUAAUAGGAUUUGUACAGAAUAUAUUGAAAAUCGAAUUCUUGAAAA
Molecule: messenger RNA, 2878 nt
Organism: Fopius arisanus
Lineage: Eukaryota; Metazoa; Arthropoda; Insecta; Hymenoptera; Braconidae
Exons: 1
Coding region: 394-2061 (555 amino acids)
Source: RefSeq, a predicted model, not a curated record